AUGUCGGUGCCUCGCAGGUCGUCUAUGUUCCGCAAGCAUACUUUGCAUGAACACACGGCAAAAAUAUUGGCGCUUGUGCCUAUACAGCAUGCUCCCUCAGAUACCAGUGAUAGGUCCGACAUGGUCAAUGAAUUGGUAGAUCUGCAUACUCCAAGUUUAGCUUUAUCAUCAUCACCAUCUCUAGAUUCAUCUUUAGAGCAAAUGCAUAUUUUAAGCAGUCCUGAACCUGAUGCUGAAGAUCAUGACACUGGAGACGAUCCGCCUGAAUUUGAUUUUAGAGAAACAUCAUUGCAAUUGACUUCAGUUCUACGUUAA
This is a messenger RNA of Danaus chrysippus (African queen), 315 nucleotides long. Lineage: Eukaryota; Metazoa; Arthropoda; Insecta; Lepidoptera; Nymphalidae. The record is from the annotation of a GenBank genome assembly.